GUUGGGUGGGAAAAGGGAUGAGGCUCCUUUAAAUGAAGAGAGAGAGAGAGAGAGAGAGAGAGAGAGAGAGAGAGAAGCAGAACUGUCUCCAAAGAACCAAAAAUGUCACAUUUUGUCAUGGGCAUUUUUAUUUUUGCACAACAAGGAAUAGAAAGGAAACUUUGGGCAAUCUCAGAGCCAGAGAAUAUGGGGCAUCUGUGGCCCUCCAGGCUGUUAUAGACUGCAAUGGGGGGCAGUGUGGUUUAGUGGUUAGAGCACUGGACUGGGACUGGAGGUUUCGAAUCAUGCCCCACAGCCAGGCCAUGUUCCUCCAGCCUCAUGAGGAGCCUCUUUUGUGGGGCUAGCGAGUCUGGACCUAGGCCACGUGGAAAGGGUCUUGCAGUGUGCGGCCGUCAUGCCCCACAGCCAGGCAAAUUUAUUUCAUACCACACCAUAUGGCAGCCAUUUUGUGUUUUGCUAUGUUCUCAUUGGUAGCCAAUUGGUGGACUGGCCCAUGUAGCACUUUCCCAAAAUUGGUCUGGCUCCAUAUAAGGCAGCUGCCUCUGUUCUUAUCAUAUGAAAUACCCCACUUUGUAUAUUAAUAGGAGCACGGGAUGUUCUGCAUUUAUAUCCGCGGGGGGGGGGGAUCUCAUGAGCGAUAUGUCCAAAUCUGUUUUUACGCUUGGGGGGCUGCUGCGUCGCUUGUUCCUGAACCUUUUCUUCUUCCCAAAUGACCUGAAGAUCCAUUGCACACCUUGACUUGCAUGAAACCUCCUCUCUCUUAUUUGCUCAGUGAACCAGACCGGGAGAAGGAGGAAUGAAGGAAAACAGAAAUCCGGCCUGAGAACGGAGGUCCCUGUCAAGAGAAUGGCCAAGAUCUCCUCAGGUGAGGAUGAAAGGGGAGGCAGGGAAAAGCAAAGAGCCCCUGAAAACAUCCCCCCACUCGGGAAGAACUUGUUGGCCAAACCCCUGCACGGAAGUGUAUCUGCAUGAAGACAGUCAGCACUUUUCUAUUGGAUGGGUGUCACUGAGCAGAGUUUUCAAUGGAGAUGGUGUAUCCGGAUUAAGUGGGGGAAACAGAAUGGGGGAGCAUUUGGGUGUGGAUGAUGUCAUGCAGAUACAGAACUGGACUUGCGUCUUUGACGGGGUGAGCUCCCAUUGCUCGGUCCCAGCUCCUGCCAACCUAGCAGUUCCAAACCACGUCAAAGUGCAAGUAGAUAAAUAGGUACCGCUCUGGAGGGACGGUAAACGGCGUUUCUGUGUGCUGUUCUGGUUUCGCCAGAAGUGGCUUAGUCAUGUUGGCCACAUGACCCGGAAAAACUGUCUGCGGACCAACGUCGGCUGCCACGGCCAGUAAAGCCAGAUGAGUGGCACACCCCCGAGUUGCUCGUGACUGGACUUAAGUGUCAGGGGUCCUUUACCUUUACCUUUUUAAAAGCACUGCACACUGCCAUGCGAUGUGAAAGUGCUUCAUCUUAUCAAUGGUCACAACUCCUGAAAUGAAUGGAUGGCUCCAAUGCUCCAUUUGCUGCCUUCCUUCAAACAUUAACAUUUGUGUAUGUUCUAAGAUGUUUAAAAUAGUCAAAAAGAUGACAGCUGUUAAUUCCUCUGAAUUUGAUAUCUUCUUUAGAUUUUUAAAGGCUGGCUCCCAAAGUUAUUUAGGCCUAUUGCUUGGCCGAAUGUUAAUCACACACACACACUUCAGUGGAAACUGCAUGCAGCUGAGCAGCUCACAUUCGGAGCAUCAACACAGAAAGGAACAGAAAGAAAGCAACACAAAUACUUUGACAGAAGUGUCUUAGGAAAGCGAUUUUAAAUCAUGGACACCUAGGUUCUGAAAAUGGUAUUGCCUGUAUUGGUGUGAGGGAUGGGGUCCCAUGGCACACAUUCCAUGUGGUCCCAGUGCAAAGGAAAAGAGCUAAGAUCUUCUCCCUUACUAUAAUGUCCAAACAAGAUGGGAUGGGGAAGAAGAAUGAUAGGUUUGUAAGGAGUCUUCAAUAAUUUUGCCAAGGAGAUUCUUAUUGUUCAGGGCCUCAUGCUAUUAGCCUUUCUUGUACAUGGAGAUCCUUUAUGAAAUGCAUUCAGGCCCAUCAAACAAAUCUGUACUGAGAUACACAUACUGUAUCACCAUUUUUACUGCUGGAACUGCUCUGAAUCUGACUUCAGGAAGAACGCGUUUUAACUGCACAGUGUCCUGGAAUAGACACUCUGUUUUGGGAAAGAAGGGAACUGAGUUCCCUCCCAUUUUCCACUUUCCUGAUGUUCCAAAUGACCAGUACCCUGGAGUUAUGAUUUGUGUUGUUGUCAGGAUUCUAACUGGAGUGUAACUGACCUAAGAAUUCUGUAGAGCAGUUGCUGCUGUGGCUGGCUGGCUGCUCAGGCGAACGUCAGCUCAAAUACCUGCCCUGUUCCUGGCACGCUAGACUGUAGCUGAGGAAGGCAUUUCACGUAAGUUUAUGGAUUAAACAUUCCUCACUAUGCCAUCAGCUGUGUUUAUGCUCAGUGGGAAAAGAUAGGUGCAGUAAAGGUAAAGGGACCCCUGACCAUUAGGUCCAGUUGUGACCGACUCUGGGGUUGCGGCGCUCAUCUCGCUUUAUUGGCCGAGGGAGCCGGCAUACAGCUUCCGGGUCAUUAUUAAGCCGCUUCUGGCGAACCAGAGCAGCGCACAGAAACGCUGUUUGCCUUCCCGUCGGAGCGGUACCUAUUUAUCUACUUGCACUUUGACGUGCUUUCGAACUGCUAGGUUGGCAGGAGCAGGGACCGAACAACGUGAGGUCACCCCGUCGCGGGGAUUCGAACCACCAACCUUCUGAUCGGCAAGUCCUAGGCUCUGUGGUUUAACCCACAAAACAGCAAAAUCAUGAGCAGCUUCCCAUCCACAACAGGUUGCUGAGGUUCUGGCCAUUUUCACAGGAACAAUGCAACAGUAGAUUAAAUCAGUAGCAAUGUGCUGGAAGAAAGUAUGAGUGUCGGCUUCUCUGGAUCAGGUGUCUCUACCUAACCAGGGGGUGGGAGAGAGCAGGAACUUUUUCUUUUGCUGCUUCUUUCUGUGCAUGGAAUGCAGGAGGGAGGAUGUCCUUCAAUGACUUGACAUGCUUGUUAUUCCCUCUCUCACUGCAUCUUGUCUUCUCUUUUGUUUCCAGGAUGUCUGCCAAUGUCUCCCCUGGUCCCCUCCUCUCCAAACCCCCCCUGCAGGUGAAAGAAGGCUCCCUGGUAGUCAGAUGGCUGAGCUUAGCUUCCGGCCUCCAGCUAUCUACAUUCCUGGUGGAUAUUUUGGCCUUGCCGAUGUGCAUUGUGUCAACACUCAGUGUCAACUGGAGAGUGUGGCGUGUGGAAAACAUCAAGGGGAUUGGCUCUGGAAACAUCUGGAUUGGAAUCUGGGAUGUCUGCUUUUGGAAAGACCCUUCUAACGACGGCAACUCUUUUUGGCAUUGCGAAGAUCUCAAUGAGCAACAUCCAACCCUCCCGAGAGAAAUAUUUAUUGCACAGGAUUUAAUGGCAUUAGCUUCCAUUAUGAAUUCAGUGGCCCUAGGAUUAAUUUCAUUUGCCUUGUACAAUGUGUUCAAGCCCAGAAAACAUAAGGAUUUUCUCUUUCGCUUUUUUAGGCUUGGAGCUCUGCUGAACUUAGUUGCAGGGAUACUCGUCCUGAUUUCUGUGGUAUGGAACAUGUCUGCUGUCUUACAAAAUGGGAAAUUGACUUCCCUGAAACUUUUGAAUUGCCUCAAAUUCCCAGCGAGCAGCAUAUUGGACCUUCUAUUUAUCUAGGCUAUAUCGCUGCAGGUUUCCAGCUGCUGAGUGCAGCAUUGGUUGGGAUUGAGAGAUGUUGCAUCAGGACCACCACAACAGAUACAUCUCUAAUAGCAACUGUAGUGGUGAUUUCCCCGGGAAGUGCAGUGAAUAGCGAGAGUCUAACUACUUGUUCGAAGUGUGGUUCUUUGCUAGAUCUGGUAAUUCAAGAGAAAUCCUCCACAGUUGAGAUGGAGGAAAGCUGUGCAAAAGAUCUUGUCAUUCCCGAGGAAUCCUGGGCACUAGAGAUGGAGGAAAGCCGUACGCCCCAAAGCUCACCUGAAGGACAUCAAAGUCCACCUGAAGUCCC
This is a messenger RNA of Podarcis lilfordi (Lilford's wall lizard), 4075 nucleotides long. Lineage: Eukaryota; Metazoa; Chordata; Lepidosauria; Squamata; Lacertidae. The record is from the annotation of a GenBank genome assembly.